Cryptomeria japonica (Japanese cedar) is the source of this 2490-nucleotide messenger RNA. Its product is annotated as pentatricopeptide repeat-containing protein At3g24000, mitochondrial. Lineage: Eukaryota; Viridiplantae; Streptophyta; Pinopsida; Cupressales; Cupressaceae. The transcript has 2 exons. The record is from RefSeq and is a predicted model, not a curated record. Gene Ontology annotation, molecular function: protein binding; zinc ion binding; RNA binding. Gene Ontology annotation, biological process: RNA modification. The coding region runs from base 244 to 2385 and encodes 713 amino acids.
UUCCACCAUAAAGAAGAUAAGCUUCCGUAAGGGAAGCAGGAACUACUAUCUCAACCACAAAAGAUGACAACCGCCAGACCUUUUCAAACAUCUAAAACUUACAAUAAACGUACGUAGAAAAUCACAAAUACCAUGUCAUCUAGAACAUACCAAUUGAACAAGAGAUAACUUCAUGCCGAUGCCUCGGCCACGACAUCACCAUCCAAAAAAAUGAGUAAAUGGAAGGACUGUUAGGCUUCAACAAUGGCUUCAUUGUGCACAAGUUCUUCCCUCUUAUCACUUCACGAUCAGCUUAAACAACGCGAAUACAAGCACAGAAAAUGGCAUCAGAGUAAUACAGGAAUUCUUCAAAAGGGUACUUACAGAAAUGUGGCUCGUCUCAAUGCACCUGCAAUUUUCAUCCCAGAAGAAGGAAAAGAGACUAGGGAGAAUCAUAAAAAGGUAAAGAAAACGAAAUAUUGCAAGACUUUUGGUAUAGAUGUAGGUGUAUUGUGUAAGGAAGGGAGAAUUGCAGAGGCCAUGGAAAUAUUGAAAUUAAUGGACCAGCAUGGGAUUAUGCCAGAUUUUGAUACGUAUAAUACUCUUCUUCAAAAUUGUAUCAACUGGGGUUUUCUUGAAGAGGGUAAAAGAGUACAUGAACACAUGAUUAAGUGUGGAUUUAAGCCAGUUAAAUUUAUAGGCAAUCAGUUGUUGAAUUUGUAUGCUAAAUUGGGAAGUUUAGAGGAUGCAUGUAAAGUGUUUGACAAAAUGCGUAAACGAAAUACUGUUUCUUGGACUAGCCUAAUUGGGGUGUAUGCUCAGAACGGAUGUGAGGAGGAGGCUUUUAGGUUGUAUGUGGAAAUGCUUGGGGAAGGGAAGACGACCAAUCAGUUCACAUUUGGGACGGUUCUGAGCGCUUUGGCUGGACUAGGGGGUUUGCAAGAGGGGAAAAUUGUCCAUGGUCAGGUUGUCAAAACUGGGUUUGAUAGUAAUGUGUUUGUGGGGACUGCUCUUUUAGAUUUCUAUUUCAAGUGUGGCAGAAUUGAGUUUGCUUGCAAAGUGUUUGAGACUAUGCCUGAGAAAAAUAUGGUUUCAUGGAAUGCAAUGAUUGCAGGAUAUGCUAAAAAUAAUCAUAUUGAAGAUGCACGUCAAGUGUUUGACAGAAUGCCCGAUAGAAAUCCGACCUCAUGGAGUGCAAUCAUUGCAGGGUAUGCCCAAAAUGGACAGGGGGAUGAGGCAAUUAGCUUGUUCUGCCAAAUGCAAUUGGAAGGGCUGAAGCCUUGCUGUCGGAUUUAUGCUAGUGUUGUGAGAGCAUGUGCGAGCCUGGCAGCUCUGGAAAGCGGUAGACAAAUACAUACUCAUAUCAUAAAAUCUCAGUCUCAGUUGAAUGUCUUUGUGGGAAGUGCUCUUGUGGAUAUGUAUGCCAAAUGUGGAAUCACCAAUGAUGCAUGGCGAGUAUUUGAGGAAAUACCUCUAAGGAAUGUUGUGACAUGGAAUGCAAUGAUUGCAGGUUAUGUCCAGAAUGGUUUUGCUGGGAGGGCACUAGAAGUCUAUGAACAAAUGGAACAGAUGAAUGUAAAGCCUGAUAACGUGACAUUUGCCUGUGUUCUAUAUGCAUGCAGCCAUUUGGGUUUCGUGGACGAAGGCCGCCACUAUUUUGAAUCCAUGAGUCGCAAUCAUAAUAUUUGGCCAGAGCAUGCGCAUUAUGUGUGCAUGGUUGAUCUUCUUGGCCGUGCUGGGCUUUUGAGUGAGGCAGAGGAAUUUAUACAUAGAAUGCCAAUUUUACCGAGUGCCCUAGUGUGGCUGAAAUUGCUUACUUCCUGCAAAACACAUGGGAAUGUUGAGAUAGGUCAACGUGCAUUCUUCCAUAUUGUGGAACUCGAACCUCAAAACUCUUCGGCCUAUGUACUGUUAACAAACAUCUAUGCUGCAGCAGGGAACUGGGAUUAUGCAUCCAAAUUGAGAAAACUGAUGGGAGAUAUGGAGAUGAAAAAGGAGACAGGAUUCAGUUGGAUUGGAAUUAAGAACAAGGUGCACACCUUUGUCGCAAGUGACAGAUCACACCCACUUACAGAAGAAAUCUAUGCAAAAUUGGAAACUUUGUCUGAGCAGAUACGGGAGAACGGAUAUGUGCCCGACACAAACUUUGUGCUGCAAGAUGUGGAUCAACACGAAAAAGAAUUUCUCGUCCGCCAUCACAGUGAAAAAUUAGCCGUUGCCUUUGGGAUAAUAAGUGCACCUGCUGGUUCUCCCAUUCGUAUUGUUAAGAACCUUCGCAUGUGUGGUGACUGCCAUACUGUGGUGAAGUACAUCUCCAAAGUAAUUGGGCGUCAGAUUGCUAUUAGGGAUACGUCUCGCUUCCAUCAUUUCAAGGAUGGGGUGUGUUCAUGCAAGGAUUUCUGGUGAAUUCACACCCCUACAUUAAAUAUAUCCUCCUCCUGCAUUAUGGCUGCCGAGUUGGUUAAAAUUUAGUGUUCUAAGCCAAGCAAGCUACCAUAUUUUUAUCCUUAA